This is a messenger RNA of Monosiga brevicollis MX1, 504 nucleotides long. RefSeq lists its product as uncharacterized. The coding region runs from base 1 to 504 and encodes 167 amino acids. Gene Ontology annotation, molecular function: 5S rRNA binding; structural constituent of ribosome. The transcript has 5 exons. Gene Ontology annotation, cellular component: ribosome; mitochondrion. The record is from RefSeq and is a predicted model, not a curated record. NCBI's taxonomy places the organism in Eukaryota, Choanoflagellata, Craspedida, Salpingoecidae. Gene Ontology annotation, biological process: translation.
AUGGCCCUCUCCGGACCCAUGCCUAGUGUCCUGCUUGCAGCGCAGUCUCGGGCGGCGUCGACCGCCGCCCCCACGCACCGUGAGGGCACCAUCAACUACACUAGUACAUGUGGCAAAUUCAAGGUUUUGAACAGGAACCCGCGCAGCGCGCAACUAACGGGCGCUGUGCGCCGGGCCGGUGGCUUUGCCACUUCCCAUGUUGACGUUGCCUUCUUCUAUCGCCUACGCCUUGAACGCUCCAACAAGCACAUCUCUGCCGCCGUUGAUACUCCCGACCGCACCAUUGUCUUGACUGCCACUACACAAGAAUAUAACAUUGCGCGGCAUUUGUAUGGCUACGCUGAUAAGGCAGCAGCACAAAAUCUGGCUUUGGUACUAGCACAACGCCUGCAUGAAUCUGGUAUUACCAAGGUCAAGUUUGAUCGCGGCGAUGCCCCCUAUCAUGGGCGUGUCAAGCUUUUUGUGGAGAUGUUAAGGUCACAGGGCAUUGAGUUUGACGGCUGA